Messenger RNA from Umbelopsis ramanniana AG, 882 nucleotides. RefSeq lists its product as uncharacterized. The transcript has a single exon. The record is from RefSeq and is a predicted model, not a curated record. The coding region runs from base 199 to 708 and encodes 169 amino acids. NCBI's taxonomy places the organism in Eukaryota, Fungi, Mucoromycota, Umbelopsidomycetes, Umbelopsidales, Umbelopsidaceae.
UUUUAAUUGUUUAGGCUUGACUUAAUUUAUCCAAACAGAUAAACUCCUGUUAGGCCAUUUAAUUAACAUACGACAACUUCCACCAGCUUGCUACUAUCAUUGGUUUCUUCUUUGUCUUCCCUUAAAGGAAUUCCAUACAAAACUCUCAACGUUUUCUAGAAGCAAUCGUCAUCUACAGGUUUUAUUCACCACCGCUAUAUGUCAGUCAUCAAUUGGGUGAACACAUGGUUAACAAAAGAUGGUCAGUCAGACAUAGUGUCGAAUGAAAUUUCUCAGGAUGAACAAGACGGUUGGGUACACCUGGACGUCAACCCGCAUAUUACCAUACUCGAAGAUGACUCGAUGAAUCCUCUUGGCGAAUCGGUUCUCAAUGUCGUGUCGCUUGGAGACCAGACACUUUCUCCCUCAAAUGACAAUAAGGUCACGGAGGAAGUGAACUCCGUAGACGUCAUUGCUAAAGCUAUCACGUCAGAUCGUCCAGUCCCCCAAAUUAAGGACGAAAAGGAGAAUGAGGUGACAAGAGGUGAUGGAGCAGUCAAACAGACUGCUGCAUCUGAGCAAACGAAACUGUCUCGACAAGAACGUCGACAGGCAGAAAGGAAGACGAAGAAGAUGAUUUUGAAGAAUGUGAAGGCCGCUAGUUCUCUGCAGAAAUCCAAAACUCAGCAAAACUGCGUAUCUGUAGCUCGUUCCGUAUCUAUGAUAUGAACUAGAGCUAAUCAUUUGUGCUACCGGAAGCACUUCCUCUCCACAUUCAACAUUUUCUGUAUUUCUGUUUCACAAUGAGUUAAUUUAGUGAUCCGUUAUCUUCAACACGCAGAGCUUUUCUAUGCUGCUAGUAGGAGAUCACACCAUUUAUAUUUUAUUAAUUAAAGCCAGAGC